UUUUGCGAUUUCUCGUUAUUUCACAAUCAGCUCAACAGUAUACACUGAUCCCACGCUGGCAAGGAACAAGCGUAGGAAAGUAGAUCGUUUUCCUGAGCAGAAGCAGGAUUCGAAACCUGCCGUUACAUCAUCCCAUCUGCCCAUGUCCAUUGACAAGACUACGAGACAGUGGUCCUCUACUGACUCAGCUCCGGACAUCACAGUCUCUAAUUUGGAAGCAAGUGAGGACGGAUCUGCCGAAACCCUACAAAUCCGAGGACGGCCUACCACAAGAAAUCGAUCCAAAUUAGACAAAGCAAAAAGAACCAAGUCGAAUCCAGGUACAGAAGAACAGGACUCAUUAUCAAAUACGAUAACGAACCGACGGACAUCUUCCAACACCUCGAAAAAUGCCGGAAAUAAUAUCAAAGAGCAUAAUUCAACACCUAUAAAGAUACAUACAUUUGUCAGUCAUGACGAAGACAACAUGAUGUUCAAAGUCGACUUGGACGGUAAUGGGUGUUUGGCGGCCAUUUGCUAUCUUCCAACUCGAUUCCGCGGUAUCAUAGAGUUUUACCAUACAGAAAUACCCACGGAAUACCGAUCGGCAGGUGUUGGAGACCUUUUGACCGCUAGCGCUUUUCAGUGGGCUGAAGCCAAUGGAUUUCUCGUUUUACCGACAUGUCCGUUCAUACAGCGACAUUUAAAGCAGCGAUUUCCUAACGAUGAAGGUCGAUGGACUUGUAUUGUGCGAAAUGAACAAGAGGCGUUGGAUCGUAUUGGUAAUAUCCAUGCGAAGCCGUCGUCGUCCAAAGAUUUCUAGUCCUUUUCGCUCUGUAAUUUACUGUGUUUCCGGAGUUAAAACAGCAACUCUCCCCUCCCAUUAGUCUUUCACUUUCAUAAUUGGCUUCGACUGGUGGCGAUUUCCCUGUAUAUUUAUAAAUUUUCUAUGUUUUUGGAAAGGAAAUCAAAGAAAUUUGUUUCACCUAAGUUUACUUUUUGUGAAUGAUGUUGCAUUGAAACAGUUCUGUUGCAAUGGGACUACCCAUACUGGGCAGCUGCUAGCUGUGUUACAAGCUCAGUUGUCGGUAAAAAAGUCAUUUCUUUAACAACAAGUAGAUUGUUAUCCACUCCGAUUCAAAACAAUAAUAAAAUUGUGGCAUUCAGUGGAGGUGAUGUAAUAGUCACUAAUGCCCCCCUCC
This is a messenger RNA of Umbelopsis ramanniana AG, 1181 nucleotides long. RefSeq lists its product as uncharacterized. NCBI's taxonomy places the organism in Eukaryota, Fungi, Mucoromycota, Umbelopsidomycetes, Umbelopsidales, Umbelopsidaceae. The record is from RefSeq and is a predicted model, not a curated record. The coding region runs from base 143 to 802 and encodes 219 amino acids. The transcript has 4 exons.